CAGCGGCCACGUGACCGCCGGGGCGGAAGCGGCGGCGGGGACAUGGCCAAGUACCUGGCACAGAUCAUUCUGGUGGGGGCCCAGGUGGUGGGACGGGCCUUCAUGCGGGCGCUGCGCCAGGAGUUCGCAGCGAGCCAGGCCGCAGCCGAUGUACGAGGACGCGCAGAGAGGCCCCAGUCCGCUGCUGCCUCCAGGAUCAUCGGCAUCAGCCUCCAGGAGGCUCAACAGAUCCUCAACGUCUCCAACCUCAACCCUGAGGAGAUCCAGAAGAACUACGACCACUUGUUCAAGGUGAACGACAAAUCAGUGGGAGGCUCCUUCUACCUGCAGUCCAAGGUGGUGAGAGCCAAGGAGCGGCUGGACGAGGAGCUGCGCAUCCAGGCCAAGGGCGACAAGGAGAAGGGGCGGAAAGCCGAGACGUGACUCCUGCCCCCCGUGCCCCUCACCCUUAACUUAUAGGUAGCCAAUAAACACCAUGUCCUCCAGCACCUGGCCUGGCUGCUCCACACCCAGGGAGGGAGCGGGGACCUGCCUGCCCAGCGCUGCCCUGGAGGGAUCGGCCCCUGUGAGGGGCUGCAUUUGCCCAGGGGAGGAGGAAGAGGAGGAGGAGGAUCAGGAGGCAGCUGGGGAAGAAGGGGUGCCCCCAGGGCUUUAAGGCUGCCAGGGCUCAAAUGGCACUGGGGGAGGCUGCAGGAGCUAUUUUUGGUGGGGAGGUUGGAUGCUCUUGCAGUGCUACCUCUGGCUCCAUACCCUGGGUGUGCUGUGCCAUUACCUUCUCCCAGUGUGGGUCAGGGUGAGGGGACACCCUGUGGCUGUCCCCACCUGCAGCUCACCCCACAGAUGCUGGCAGGGUUUCACUGUGCCAAGGCCGCCUGAGCAGGAGCGUGGGGACACGGCUGGAGGUCAGGCAGGGCCAGCCGUGCCCCCAGGGUCACACCCGUCCCCUCCUGCACCCCUCUGUCCCCAGCAUGGGCUCCUUGCCAUUGCCACCACGACCAUGGACUGAAACAGGAACUUACUUCAACUUCACUUUAUUGUUUUCUUAAUAAACUUCCUCUCCCCUGGACGAA
Molecule: messenger RNA, 1070 nt
Organism: Pseudopodoces humilis (Tibetan ground-tit)
Lineage: Eukaryota; Metazoa; Chordata; Aves; Passeriformes; Paridae
Gene: PAM16
Product: presequence translocase associated motor 16
Biological process (GO): protein import into mitochondrial matrix
Cellular component (GO): TIM23 mitochondrial import inner membrane translocase complex
Source: RefSeq, a predicted model, not a curated record